Messenger RNA from Suhomyces tanzawaensis NRRL Y-17324, 1476 nucleotides. Its product is annotated as succinate-semialdehyde dehydrogenase (NAD(P)(+)). NCBI's taxonomy places the organism in Eukaryota, Fungi, Ascomycota, Pichiomycetes, Serinales, Debaryomycetaceae. Gene Ontology annotation, biological process: GABA catabolic process. Gene Ontology annotation, molecular function: succinate-semialdehyde dehydrogenase (NAD+) activity. The transcript has a single exon. The record is from RefSeq and is a predicted model, not a curated record. Bases 1 to 1476 code for a protein of 491 amino acids.
AUGGCACCUACCUUAAAGAACCCCAAAUUGAUCCACACCAAACCAUUCAUCAACGGUGGCUGGUACGACUCCAAAUCCACCAAGACCUUCAAGGUGUACGACCCCGCCACCGAAGAGUUCAUCACCGAAUUGCCAGACCAAACCCCGGAAGAAAUCGACUACGCCAUCCAAAACACUUACGAUGCCUACAACAAGUUCAAGCUCACCUCGCCCUACGACAGAGCCAAGUGGUUGAGAAAGUUGUUCGAUCUCAUGAUCGAAAACUUGGACGAUUUGGCCACCAUCAUCACCUGGGAGAACGGUAAGCCUUUUGCCGAAGCCCAGGGCGAAAUCAAGUACGCUGCCUCCUACUUCGAGUGGUUCGCCGAAGAAGCAAAGAGAUUGUACGGUCACACCAUCCAGCCCUCCAACCACAACAACAAGAUCAUCACCUACAAGCAACCAGUUGGUGUUGUCGGUUUGUUGUGUCCAUUCAACUUCCCAUCCGCCAUGGGUGCCCGUAAGGCUGCUCCUGCGUUUGCUGCUGGAUGUACUGCCAUCUUGAAGCCCGAUGGUCAGACCCCACUCUCGUCCUUGGCCCUUGCUUACUUGGCCAACGAAGCAGGAUUCCCUCCUGGUGUGUUCAACGUGGUGUUGACCUCCACUGAGAACACACCAAUGUGUGGCUUGAAGUUCUGUGAGUCUCCACUCAUCAAGAAGGUCAGUUUCACCGGUUCGACUGCCGUGGGUAAGUUGUUGAUGAAGCAAUCGUCUUCCACCCUCAAGAAGUUGUCGAUGGAAUUGGGUGGAAAUGCCCCUAUCAUCGUGUUUGACGACGCCACCCUCGACCUCGCCGUGGAGCAGUCCAUCAUCUCUAAGUUCAGAUCCUUGGGCCAAACCUGUGUGUGUGCUAACAGACUUUACGUCCAAGCAGGUAUCUACGACAAGUUCUGUGAGGCCUUCGCAGAAAAGGUUAGAAACUUCAAGAUCGGAUACGGGUUCGAAAAGGGCGUCACCCACUCUUGUCUUAUCAACGAAAGGGCUGUUGCCAAGGUGGCAGACCAUGUUGAAGACGCAGUUUCCAAGGGUGCCACUGUGCUUGUUGAAGGUGGUAAGUUGCCAGACUUGGGUAAGAACUUCUACGCCCCAACCGUGCUCAAGGAUGUGACUCUCGACCUGAAGGUGCUUCACGAAGAGACUUUUGGUCCAUUGGGUGCCAUUGUUAAGUUCCAAGACAAGGACGAGGUGUUGAAGGCCUGUAACGACUCUCCAUUCGGAUUGGCCUCUUACGUGUUCUCCGAGAACUUGAACACUGUGUGGUACCUUUCUGAGCACUUGGAAUCGGGUAUGGUUGCUGUCAACACCGGAGCAUUCACCGACGCUGCUAUGCCUUUCGGUGGUGUCAAGGAGAGUGGUUUCGGUAGAGAAGGUUCCGUUCACGGUAUCGAUGAUUACACCGUGAUUAAGUCCAUCACCUUGGGUAAUGUUUACCGUUAA